This is a messenger RNA of Australozyma saopauloensis, 1827 nucleotides long. RefSeq lists its product as uncharacterized. The coding region runs from base 1 to 1827 and encodes 608 amino acids. The transcript has a single exon. The record is from RefSeq and is a predicted model, not a curated record. NCBI's taxonomy places the organism in Eukaryota, Fungi, Ascomycota, Pichiomycetes, Serinales, Metschnikowiaceae.
AUGAAUGUUUCACGCAACGCUUAUUUUUCCUCAGAAUAUCUAGAAGACUUAAAACGGUCGCCUAAGUCAUACAAUUCAAAUGGAACAAAUCGAUCCACAUACAGAUCGAGACAAAAUUCUCCAAGAACAAAUUAUACCAGGCCUUCGCCACGAUCCACGGAUUCAGUUGUAGAUAAAAUUGACGGCAUCGAGAAUCCAGAUGAUUUGAUGGAGGAGAUCACUCCUGCUGAACUUAAUUAUCUAUCACAACGAGCACCGGCUAGAGAACAAAGGCGACUGGUCGGUUACUACGACUAUUAUAGACCUCGGGAUGGACUGAGAAGUCCUGUUAAAGGUGCACUGGCGCUGAACUACACAAGAAGAAACCAUGUAAUACCAGGUACAAUGGAAGAUACCGAGUCCCACGAAGCCAUGCCAGGCCGUGGGGAUUUUUCUGGCUACUACAUUGAUCAAAAAAGGAAGUAUGAUGCAGCAAAAGAGGUCAAGCCGGCUUUUUAUACCCAUAAAACUUUCAAAGAUGUCUUCAAGACGGAUGCCGAAGAACGCCUCAAUCCCAUGGACGUCGUGUUUGAGGAUCCAGCGAAAAAGAGAGAACAGAAUGAUCGCAGAGUUUUAUCCAAGGCAUUGAAGAAAGUCUCAAAAACAGUGGGCUACGAUGACUAUGCGUCAUAUGACUAUUUUGAACAGUCAAAAAAACGGGAAGCCAUGAAAUCAAGUCUGCCUUUUGUUGACGGAAAUGAGCCUGUAAAAACGAGUGCAUUGGAGAAACUAAAGGCAAAGAAGAUUUUCGGAUCGAAGAAAAGUGACCUGAAAGAAGCGGAGGAUAUCAAUACCACAGCGCUGUAUGAAGAGCAUGAUGAAUCAAUUGUACAACUGAGUACACUUCCGUACCCAACUCCGUACCCAACUCCAUAUCCAACUGAAAAAUCAUCCCGAAUCAGAUGGAAAUUUUUAAAGAAGCAAAAGCAAACUGAAGAAGCCGCAGAAUCUGCAGACGAAGAUGUUGGUAACAAAUCUGAGGAAGAAUCUGAGGUCCUUGAUGAACCUAUUUCCGAAGUUACCGAAGAUCUAGAGCCAACCAUUUCUCCAGUAGUCGAGCCUCUAGGCCCUAAAGAGCAUUUUCUGCCUUUGUGGAACACUCUCCUUUCAUGGGUUGUGUAUGAGAGGCUACAAGAAGAAUCCUCAAAUUCUGAGCCUAAUAUCAAUAAAAUUGAGGAGCUCAAAGAGAUUGACUCGACACACAACUAUGGUGAUGAAGAUGGACUCGCAGUUCAAAAGUUUUCGGCCAAGUCUCUUCUCAAAGCUAAGAAGUAUAAAGAUGCACUUCGGAAAUGGAAUCACCCUGCAUCGAAUUUCCUUACCCCUUCUUCAAAAUUCUCUGAAAAGAAGAGAAGAGUCAGUGGCGAUACAAGCAACACAGAUGCUUUCCUGGAGUUCGAAGUGGAGUUUGACGACGAACUUGCGGAAGAGCUUGUAUUCAAUCCCGAAACAGGUCAAUUGGAGGCUGUUGCAGGAUCCAAGACCCUUUCUAGUCCAUUAACACGGUCCAUGGAUGUGCUGAACGCCGGGAAUGCGUCUGUAACUGUGAUAUCCAGCGUGAACAAACUUAUCAAGAACAUAAGGAUCAUGCAAAUUUUGUUUGCUCCCAUUGAUGUUAUUGCUGAGAAUUUCCCUCGUCUUCAAACGCUUGUCAUAAUCGUCGAGCUCAUAAUCUUCAUUUGGAUCCUCUACGAGCUAUCGCUACUAAUAGAUGCGCUUUGUAUGGCAGUUAAAGCUGUAUGUGCGCCCAUGAUUGCAGUCGGGAAAUUCAUGAAUAGAAUUAUGUGA